CCAAACAUGCAUGAUCUUUGUCUAUAUAACAAGAUUCGAUCAUGUCUCAUGGUACAAACAAACACAGCACUCAAACACAAGCUCUGUGUUCAAAGAACAAAUCAUGGCUACUUGUCUUUUUUCUGCACCAGCAGCAUUCUUGCCUGCUUUCCUCUUCCUCAUGAGUAGUGUCUGCUUUGCUCCUGAGGUGGCAACUGCAAUGCAUGCUGGCAUUACAAGGCAUUAUAAGUUUAAUAUAAGGUUGCAAAAUGUGACAAGAUUGUGUCACACAAAGAGCAUGGUGACUGUCAAUGGCAAGUUUCCUGGACCGCGCAUUGUGGCUAGAGAGGGCGAUCGCGUGCUCAUUAAAGUUGUGAACCAUGUCUCCAAUAAUAUCACCAUCCAUUGGCAUGGAAUUCGACAACUCCAGAGCGGAUGGGCAGAUGGACCGGCAUAUGUAACACAAUGUCCCAUUCAGAGUGGCCAGACUUAUGUUUACAAUUAUACCAUUAUUGGACAAAGGGGAACUCUGUGGUGGCAUGCUCAUGUUUCAUGGCUAAGAGCUAGCGUUUAUGGACCGAUUGUCAUCUUUCCCAAGCACAAUGUUCCUUAUCCGUUUCCCAAACCAGACAAGGAAGUUCCAAUCAUGUUUGGAGAAUGGUGGAAUGCUGAUCCAGAGGCUGUUAUCAGCCAAGCCCUUCAAACCGGAGGCGGACCUAAUGUGUCUGAUGCAUACACCAUCAAUGGUUUCCCUGGACCAUUGUACAAUUGUUCUGCUCAUGAAACAUAUAAGCUGAAGGUGAAGCCUGGGAAAACAUAUCUUCUCCGCAUUAUCAACUCUGCACUCAACGACGAUCUCUUUUUCAGUAUAGCUAAUCACACCUUAACAAUAGUUGAAGCUGAUGCCAGUUACGUCAAGCCAUUCCAGACUGAUAUCCUCUUCAUCACGCCAGGACAAACGACUAAUGUUCUUCUGAAAACAAAGCCUCUUUCUCACAACGCCACUACUUUCUUCAUGACUGCUAGACCAUACUUCACUGGCCAAGGAACAUUCGACAACUCCACAGUAGCUGGAGUCCUCCAAUAUGAAAAUGACUCUUCUAAUAUCACAAACCUUCCUCUGCCUACUCUUCCUCCAAUCAAUGGAACAUCUUUUGUUGCUAAUUUUACCAGCAAGUUUCGAAGCCUAGCUAAUUCACAGUAUCCAGCAAAUGUACCUCAAACUGUUGACAAACAUUUUUUCUUCACAGUAGGCCUCGGAACACACCCCUGUCCCAAGAACCAAACUUGUCAAGGACCCAACAAUAGUUCUAAAUUCGCCGCAUCAAUUAACAACAUCUCUUUAGUUCUGCCUACAACUGCAUUUCUCCAAGCAUACUUCUUCGGAAAAUCUAAUGGCGUCUACACUACUGAUUUUCCUGUCACUCCCCUCAUGCCAUUUAAUUACACUGGCACUCCUCCUAAUAACACCAUUGUGACUAAUGGUACUAAAUUGGUGGUGCUGCCAUAUAACACUACUGUGGAGCUGGUGAUGCAAGAUACUAGUAUUCUAGGUGCUGAAAGCCAUCCUCUCCAUCUUCAUGGCUUUAACUUCUUUAUAGUUGGCCAAGGUUUCGGAAACUUUGAUGCUAAGAAUGAUCCUGCCAAGUUCAACCUUGUGGAUCCUGUUGAAAGAAACACAGUUGGUGUGCCUUCUGGUGGAUGGGUUGCCAUUCGUUUUCUGGCUGAUAACCCUGGGGUGUGGUUCAUGCACUGUCAUUUCGACGUGCAUUUGAGCUGGGGAUUAAGGAUGGCAUGGGUUGUUUUGGAUGGGAAGCUUCCAAGCCAGAAACUGCCUCCUCCACCUGCAGAUCUUCCCAAGUGCUAAGCUUUUGUUUCAAGGAGUUGCUCAUUGGUCCUUGUCUUUCUAAGUUCCAUAUCAUCAUCAUAUAAUUUUGUUACACAAGUAUACAUGUUAUUGUUUCUUUUUGCAUAUCAUGAUCAAAGAUGUGCCUCCAAUUAGGCACUGAUAUUUUUGUUUGUUUUAUGUUUUGUUGCUCUUGACCCUGACUUGCCACCCCAGAAGAUUUUGUAAUAUUUCAAGUUAAGUUUUUGUAUUGUAUUCAUCAAUAAAAUUCAUCAUCAUCGCACCUUUUA
Daucus carota subsp. sativus is the source of this 2115-nucleotide messenger RNA. Its product is annotated as laccase-2. The record is from RefSeq and is a predicted model, not a curated record. The transcript is spliced from 6 exons. Gene Ontology annotation, molecular function: hydroquinone:oxygen oxidoreductase activity; copper ion binding. Lineage: Eukaryota; Viridiplantae; Streptophyta; Magnoliopsida; Apiales; Apiaceae. The coding region runs from base 11 to 1846 and encodes 611 amino acids. Gene Ontology annotation, cellular component: apoplast. Gene Ontology annotation, biological process: lignin catabolic process.